Python bivittatus (Burmese python) is the source of this 3796-nucleotide messenger RNA. Its product is annotated as zinc finger and SCAN domain-containing protein 23-like. Lineage: Eukaryota; Metazoa; Chordata; Lepidosauria; Squamata; Pythonidae. The record is from RefSeq and is a predicted model, not a curated record.
GCCAGCGAGCGCCCCGACUGUUAAGCCGAAACCGUUAUGAGCGUCCGGGGGGAGGGGGGCCAGGUGAGACCUCCAGAAGAGGGUCUGCAAGGAAAAGCGAAGCUGUGCCCGUGGGAAAGAAGCCGGACGCAGUCCGGACCUUUCUGAGAUUCUGGUCCUCCAGUGUCCUGGUCCUGGACCUUUAGAGAUCCAGGAGAUCCCAUCAAAGUCUUUGCAUCUUCUGGGGAGAAGAGAGAAGAUGGGGUCAAGAGACCCAGCAGGAAAAGGCCCUCGUCACGAUCAGGUUGAGACCUGGGAAGAAUUUGACCAAAGGACCAGGCAGAAGUUCCUGGAAGAAGGCAACCUCACUUGGGAGGCCAAGCAGCAGCAGUUCACGGGAUUCUGCUACCAGGAGCCAGAGGGACCCCGAGGAGUCUGCAGCCACCUCCACCACCUUUGCCAUCAGUGGCUGAAGCCAGAAAGAAAUACAAAGGCUCAGAUGCUGGACCUGGUGCUCCUGGAGCAGUUCCUGGCUGUUCUGCCCACAGAGAUGGAGAAAUGGGUGCGGGAGUGUGGAGCGGAGACCACUUCCCAGGCGGUGGCCCUCGCCGAAGGCUUCCUUCUGAGCCAGGCAGAAGGCAAAGAAGAGGAGGGAAGUUCUACUGAGGUGGAUCCACAAAGUCCAAAUACAAGGGAAGAUCUAUUAGAUCACUCUCAAGGGGUGUUCUUCAGGGCAAUCUCCCAGGAGGAUCAUCUUGAGGACAUCUCACCAGGGGAUGGUACAAUGUCAGUGGUCCUUGUUCAGAGGUCUCCUUUUUCUGGUGGAGCAGCAGAAAGAUCCACUCUGCCUCCAGUUCAGGGUCCGGUGUCCUUCCAGGAGGUGGCGGUGUGUUUCUCAGAGGAGGAGUGGGCUCUGCUGGAUUCCACCCAGAAGGCCCUCCAUGGGGAAGUCAUGCGGGAGAAUUCUAGAAACGUGGCUUCUCUGGGAGGACACCAUCAAGAAAAUGAGAAUUAUCAGGAGUCAGAUAUGGUGACAUCAAUAACAAUCCAGCACAAAGUGGGAAAACAGAUACUUCAAAGACAAUGGGGAUCAAAAGCACAUGAGGAGAACCACAAUAGGUAUAUGGGAGAGAAAUCAUCCAGUUUGCAGUGUCCAAAAUUUCAUGAGCUCCUCAUCCAGCAGGCUAACACAAGAAAUAGAAAGUCGAAAACAUUCAAAGAUAAGUCCGACUCUGAUAACCAGUGUGCAAACCAGAGUAGAACCAACAAGUAUGAAUGGAAAAAGCCUGAAGCAUGCUAUAAUCAAAAUCUCCCUCCUCCUAUAUUUCAGCAAAUUCAUAGUACAACUAAACCUCAUAAACGCAUGAAGUAUGGAAAGAGCUUCAAGCAUAGAAGUGCUCUUUUUUCCCACAGCAGGACCUACACUGGGGAGAAAUGGUAUCAGUCCACAGAAUGUGGAAAGAACUUCAGCACAAACAGUCACUUUGCUUUCCAUAAAAGACUCCACGCUGGGGAGAGAUUAUAUGCAUGUAGUGAGUGUGGAAAGAGCUUCAGCCAGAAUAGUAGCCUUACACCUCAUCAGCAGGUGCACACAGAAGACAAGACAUACAAAUGCAUAGAGUGUGAAAAGGGUUUCAAGGAUGGAAGUGAAAUUAAUUUUCAUAAAAGGAUCCAUACAGGUGAGGAACCAUAUCAAUGCAAAGAAUGUGGAAAGUGCUUCAGCCAGAGUGGCAUCCUUACUUCACACCAGAGGAUUCACACAGGAGAGAGACCAUAUCAAUGCAUGGAUUGUGGGAAGAGUUUCAGUUAUCAUAGUUCUCUUAUUUCCCACAGAAGGAUCCAUUCAAGAGAAAGACCAUAUCAAUGCAUGGAUUGUGGAAAGAGCUUCAAGAGCAGCAGUAAUCUUACUUCCCAUAAAAGGAUCCACACAGAAGAGAAACCACAUAAAUGUACAGAAUGUGGAAAGAGCUUCAAGAAGAAUGGUAACCUUAUUUCCCACAGAAGGAUCCAUUCUGGGGAAAAGCCAUAUAAAUGUAUCGAGUGUGGGAAGAGCUUCAGUAAAAGUAGUAACCUUACUUCCCAUAACAGGAGCCACACAGAUGAAAGGCCAUAUGAAUGUAUGGAGUGUGGAAAGAGUUUCAAAUCAAGUAGUCAACUUAUUUCCCAUAAGAGGAUUCACACAGGGGAAAAACCAUAUAAAUGCCUGGAAUGUGGGAAGAGCUUUAAAUGGAAUAAUCAACUAACUUCGCAUAGAAGGAGUCAUUCAGGGGAAAACCCAUAUAAAUGCAAGGAAUGUGGAAAGUGCUUCAAGCAUAAUAGUAACCUUAUUUCCCACAGAAGGAUCCAUUCUGGGGAAAAGCCAUAUAAAUGUAUCAAGUGUGGGAAGAGCUUCCGUAAAAGUAGUAACCUUACUUCCCAUAAUAGGAGCCACACAGAUGAAAAGCCAUAUGAAUGUAUGGAAUGUGGGAAAGGUUUCACAUCAAAUAGUCAACUCACUUCCCAUAAGAGGAUCCACACAGGAAAGAAACCAUAUCAAUGCCUGGACUGUGGGAAGAGCUUCAAGUGGAAUAAUCAACUUACUUCCCAUAGAAGGAGUCAUUCUGGGGAAAACCCAUAUAAAUGCAUAGAUUGUGGAAAGAGCUUCAGCACCAGGAGUUGCCUUACUUCCCAUAAUAGGAUCCACUCAGAAGAGAAACCUUAUAAAUGCAUGGAGUGUGGAAAAAGCUUUAAAUGGAGUAGUCACCUUACUUCCCAUCAAAGGAUCCAUACAGGAGAAAAACCAUUUAAAUGUAUGGAAUGUGGGAGGAGCUUCAGCAAAAACUGUUCCCUUACCUCCCAUAAAAGAAUCCACACAGGCGAGAAACCAUAUCAAUGCAGGGAAUGUGGAAAGAGCUUCAGCCAAAAUGGCAUCCUUAUUUCACAUCAGAGGACUCACACAGGCGAGAGACCAUAUCAGUGCGAGUGUGGGAAGAAUUUCAGUUACCGUACUUCUCUUAUUUUCCACAGAAGGAUCCAUUCAGGGGAAAGACCAUAUCAGUGCAUGGAUUGUGGAAAGAGUUUCAAGCACAGCACUUCCCUUACUUCUCAUAAAAGGAUUCACACUGGGUGGAAACCAUAUCAAUGCAUGGAUUGUGGAACGAGUUUCAAGAACAGCAAUAAUCUUACUUCUCAUAAAAGGAUCCACACAGGAGAGAAACCAUAUCAAUGCAUGGAUUGUGGAAAGAGCUUCAGCAACAGAGGUUACCUUACUUCCCACAAAAGGAUUCACUCAGAGGGAAAAGCAUAUAAAUGUAUGGAUUGUGGAAAAUGCUUCCAUGAACAUUUUUCUUUAACUAGGCACAAGAGGAUUCAUUCAGGGGAAAACCCAUAUAAAUGCAAGGAAUGUGGAAAGAGCUUCAAGCAGAAUUGUAAUCUUAUUUCCCACAGAAGGAUCCAUUCUGGGGAAAAACCAUAUAAAUGUAUCGAGUGUGGGAAGAGCUUCAGUAAAAGUAGUAAUCUUACUUCCCACAGUAGGAGCCACACAGAUGAAAGACCAUAUAAAUGCAUGGAAUGUGGAAAGAGUUUCAAAUGGAAUAGUCAACUCACUUCCCAUAAGAGGAUCCACACAGGGGAGAAACCAUAUCAAUGCCUGGACUGUGGGAAGAGCUUCAAGUGGAAUAAUCAACUUACUUCCCAUAGAAGGAUCCACUCAUGGGAAAAUUCAUAUACAGCAUAGAUUGUGGAAAGAGCCUCAGCACCAGGAGUCGCUUUACUUCCCAUAGUAGGAUCCACUCAGAAGAGAAACCUUAUAAAUGCAUGGAAUGUGGAAGAGCUUUAA